AUGGCCAACGCUGCUCAGCAAGCGGCUCCUGUCCCUCCUCCGGACUCCCCUCCGAUUCUGCGGUUCAUAAGUGACGCCUGGACGAGCCAUCGCGCGCGCGGGACGUUCUGGGCGUUGAUGGCACAGCUGGAGGAUGCUACAACGGUGGUCAACUUUGUGCUUCCAAAUGACUACGCCGAUGCCGUGCAGUCGCGCGAGCGUUGGCAGGGCUGGCUUGAUCUGAUUGAGCACCCACACGGUCAGGGGAUCCUCCCGGCAACCACUACCGCCCGCCAACGCGCCGCUCUUCGCGGGCUUGCGCGCGUCCUCAUCAGCUUCGGGAUCGAGAACUCGUACGACCAUCCGGAGCAGGACUGGGUGCACCUGUUCGAUCGCAUGCGGAGGGCCGCUGCCACGGAGGGGCUAACCGGCGAGGAACAACUCGAGCUGGUGCUCGACUGGGCCCGUGCUGAGUACAAGGCCUUUAGGGAGUGGAAACACGCGCGCACUGAACCCGGCGGUGACAUUGGCGGCGAUACGACGCAUGGUGGACCAUCUGCAGCACAUGCGGUGGCCUCGGAGGGCGCUGUCUCGGAUGGUGACACCAGUGACAGCAGCAUGCCGUCCUUGCUCACAGUGGGCGGCUCAGACUCGGAGUAG
Trametes versicolor FP-101664 SS1 is the source of this 639-nucleotide messenger RNA. RefSeq lists its product as uncharacterized. The record is from RefSeq and is a predicted model, not a curated record. NCBI's taxonomy places the organism in Eukaryota, Fungi, Basidiomycota, Agaricomycetes, Polyporales, Polyporaceae. The coding region runs from base 1 to 639 and encodes 212 amino acids. The transcript is spliced from 3 exons.